AUAUCCAAAAGCCCAACGGGUCAAAACCGGAGACAACAAAGAGGAAUGGAAGCCGCCGGCGCAGCCACGCCUCCGGCGCCGCACCCGGCGGUGGAGCCGCUGGCCUUCCUACUGGGCAAGUGGCGCGGGGAAGGCGAGGGCAGCUUCCCCACCAUCUCCUCCUUCCGCUACGGCGAGGAGCUCCUCUUCUCCCACCACCCCUCCAAGCCGAUGAUCUCGUACACUCAGAGGACGUGGAAGGCGGCGUCAGGCGAGCCGAUGCACGCCGAGAGUGGGUACUGGCGGCCCCGCCCCGACGGUUCCGUCGAGGUGGUCAUCGCGCAGAGCACAGGCCUUGCCGAGGUCCAGAAGGGUUCAUAUGAUGCUGAAAAGAAAACAGCGACACUCCAAAGCGAACUUGUAGGCAAUGCAUCAAAGGUGAAGCAGAUCACAAGAGCUUUUCAAGUGGUAGAAGGGGAGCUCUCGUACGUCGUUCAGAUGGCAACAAUCACUACUAGCCUACAGCCACAUCUCAAGGCCCUUCUCAAAAAGAUUUGAAGAUGACAGUCAAUGUGUGGGUCACCUGACUUCCUGAACACAAACUUCUGUUCAUCACUUGAGGGAAACCUGUAAGUCAAUGUGUGGGUCACCUGACUUCCUGAACACAAACUUCUGUUCAUCACUUGAGGGAAACCUGUACGUUCAAUAAUCUCUUAGGAACUGUCAUACAUGUAUACAGCUGAACAUUCAGCCUCUACGUCUACAGACAUUUCAUUUCCAAGACACUACAUAUUUUUGAUAGA
This is a messenger RNA of Phragmites australis (common reed), 782 nucleotides long. RefSeq names its product peroxynitrite isomerase Rv2717c. NCBI's taxonomy places the organism in Eukaryota, Viridiplantae, Streptophyta, Magnoliopsida, Poales, Poaceae. Bases 46 to 537 code for a protein of 163 amino acids. The record is from RefSeq and is a predicted model, not a curated record. The transcript has 4 exons.